GACGAGAAGCCAGCGGAGAAGGUAGUUAACAAGGAGGUUGUAGAGAAACCACGCUUGGAAACCAGACCAGUGAAAAGAGAGCCUGGCUUACCACCUCGGACAUACUGGAAAGAGGCUAGGGAUAGAGACUGGUUCCCAGACCAGGGAUACAGAGGCAGAGGGCGUGGGGAGUAUUACUCGCGAGGCCGCAGCUACAGGGGGUCUUACGGAGGACGUGGUCGGGGCAGUCGAGGCCAUAAUAGAGAGUACCCACACUACAGAGAUCCUAAGCCUAGAACAGACCAUGUGCCUUCAGGGCCUGUGAGGCAGAGAGAAGAGAGUGAAACUCGUAGUGAGAGUUCUGACUUUGAAGUGAUCCCAAAACGACGGCGGCAGCAUGGCUCAGAGACAGAUUCUGACAGCGAAGUGCAUGAAAGCGCGAGUGACACGCUGCUCUCAGACAAAGACAGUGUCAUCAAGGGCAAGCACCCAAAAAGAGAAGAAAGAGCUGAUGGCAAGAAGCCUCCGAAGCCCCUGUCAUUCAAACCUGAGAACAGUAUCAGAGUAGACAACAGAUCCUUAGAAAAAACAUACAUAAGAGAUGAUGAGAACAAACCCAAACCAGGAUUUCUUCCUAAAGGAGAACCUUCUAGACGAGGCAGAGGGGGAAUGUACAGACGUGGUGGCAGGGACCCUGGUGGGCGUCCUCCACGUCCAUCCACAAUAAGGAGACCACCCUACAGAGAGAAUCAGUGGAACCCUAGGCAAACAGAGAUCAUUAAACCAGAAGAUGGAGAGCCUCCAAGAAGAAAUGAGCAUUAUGGUCCUAUACCAGUUGAUAAAAGACCUCCAAAAUUUGAGAGAAAGUUUGAUCCAAAUAGAGAGAGGCCACGAAGACAAAGACCUGCUCGGCCUCCGAGGCAGGAUAAGCCACCGCGCUUCAGGCGCCUAAAGGAAAGAGAGGCUGCAUCCAAGAUCAAUGAGGUGGUAACCAGCUCAUCAACAAGUGCCACAGUUAGCAAUGCCAUUAAUGAGCCCUCCAACCCUGCUCUGGAUGUGUCAGGAAGUAAGACACCAGACUUGUCCAACCAGAAUUCGUCAGACCAGGCAAAUGAAGAGUGGGAAACUGCCUCAGAAAGCAGUGACUUCAACGAGAGGCGGGAGAGGGACGAGAAGAAAACAGCAGAUGCAGCAGCACAGGUGGCUGCAAAAGCAGGAGAAAAUGCUGGAGCUCCAAAAAGGGAAAUAGCCAAGAGAAGCUUUUCUAGCCAGCGGCCUGGAAUAGACCGUCAAAACCGACGUGGCAACAACGGGCCAGCGAAACCAGGGAGGAACUUCUCAGGACCCAGGAGUGAACGGCGGAGUGGCCCUCCUCCCCGAAGUGGAAAAAGAGGGCCAUUUGAAGAACCAGCCACAGCUGUGCCUGGUGCUGAUCCUCCCAAUGGCAACUCCUUACAUCAGGAGGAGGGAGGUGUUACUGCUGCAGGACAAAAGAGCACCAAGGAUGCAAGUGGCAAAAAGAGAGAAGAACCCAAGGCUGGUCCGAAGAAGCCUAAGGAAAAAGUGGAUGCCUUGUCUCAGUUCGAUCUUAAUAAUUACGCAAGUGUUGUGAUCAUUGAUGAUCACCCUGAAGUGACAGUAGUUGAAGACUCCCAAUCUAACUUGAAUGAUGAUGGUUUCACAGAAGUGGUGUCUAAGAAGCAGCAAAAACGCUUGCAAGAUGAAGAGCGCAGAAAGAAGGAAGAACAGACAGUGCAGGUCUGGACCAAAAAAGGAUCGAGCGAAAAAGGCCGCGGUCAGAAUUCCAAGCUCCCACCCAGAUUUGCCAAAAAGCAGCAGCAGGCAGCAGCUGCAGCUGCACAGCAGGCACAAGCUCAGGCACAAGCUCAGGCACAGCCUCCGUGUCCAGCACAGUCUCCAGCUCAGCCACAGGCCCCAGUUCCUACCCAAACCCAGGCUGCAGCAGGGACAGCCAGCACAGAGUACACAGUGUCAGGCAAAGUCCUGCAGAACACCCAGGCUCACAACGGGCUGGGAACUGAGUUAUGGGACAACAAAGUGCCUCCUACAGCAGUUCUGAAUGAUAUCUCCAAAAAAUUGGGACCCAUUAGCCCACCUCAGCCACCUUCAGUCAGUGCUUGGAACAAGCCUUUGACAUCCUUUGGUUCAGCUACAUCUCCAGAGGGCACAAAGCCUGGACAAGAAGGUGGAGUCGAUCUUGGUAUAGAAACAAUUCAGUUUGGAGCCCCAGCUUCCAGUGGCAGUGACAAUGAAGUUGGCCCUGUACUUUCUGAGAAGUCCACUGACAAGUUACCGGAACCGAAAGAGCAAAGGCAGAAACAGCCUCGGGCAGGACCCAUCAAAGCACAAAAGCUUCCAGACUUGAGUCCGGUAGAAAACAAAGAGUAUAAACCUGGUCCUAUUGGGAAGGAGCGUUCUUUAAAGAACAGAAAGGUGAAGGAUGCCCAGCAGGGAGAGCCUGAGGGACAGGAGAAGCCAUCUCCCACCUCUGUCAGAAGCCCAGAGCCUGUCACUACAAAGGAAACCAAAGCAGCAACUGAACUGAGCACGGAAAUAGGAACGAUGAUAUCUGUAUCUGCUCCAGAGUUUGGGACGAACACAAAGGAGUCUGUAACAGACUACACUACACCUUCUUCUCAUCCUAACACAGUGGCUACUAGCAGUACAAAAAUGGAGGAGACUUUGGUGACGAACGUGCCCCUGCCCCACACCCUUCCCCUCCCUAGGAGGGAGACUUUACAGCAGAGCUCCAGCCUAACUCCAGUUUCUCCCGCUACCGUCGACCUCACCCUCAAGAUGGAGUCUGCACGCAAAGCAUGGGAGAAUUCCCCAAACAUGGGGGAGAAGAGUUCACCAGUGACCUCAGCAGCAUCUCCCAUCGCUGGUGGCAGUGGCAGCAGCAGCAGUAGCAGCAACACUGGGCCAAGCAGUGGCACUUACAGCUCCUUCUCUAGUGCAUCAAUGCCUCCUAUUCCUGUGGCCUCAGUGACACCAACAACUUCGCUCUCAGGAGCCGGAACAUACACAACCUCUUCACUGAGUACGAAGACUGCAAGCACCUCAGACCCUCCUAAUAUCUGUAAAGUGAAGCCCCAGCAGUUGCAGACAAGCAGCCUGGCUUCUGCCAGUCACUUUUCCCAGCUGAGCUGCAUGCCAUCCCUCAUUGCCCAGCAGCAGCAGAGUCCCCAGGUCUAUGUGUCUCAGUCUGCAGCAGCUCAAAUCCCAGCAUUCUACAUGGAUACAAGUCAUCUGUUCAAUACCCAGCAUGCACGUUUGGCACCACCUUCUCUGGCCCAACAGCAAGGCUUUCAACCAGGACUUUCUCAGCCUGCUUCAGUUCAGCAGAUCCCCAUCCCCAUCUAUGCACCUCUGCAAGGUCAGCAUCAAGCUCAGCUGAGUUUAGGAGCAGCACCAGCUGUUUCACAAGCCCAAGAGCUGUUCAAUUCCUCCUUACAACCUUAUAGAUCCCAGCAAGCUUUUAUGCAAAGUGGUUUGUCUCAGCCAUCACCAGUGGUUCUGUCUGGGACAACCUUACACAACUUCCCAGCAGUGCAGCACCAGGAGCUUGCUAAGGCACAGUCCAGCCUGGCAUUUCAACAGACUUCUAACACACAGCCUAUUCCUAUCUUGUAUGAGCAUCAGCUUGGCCAAGCUUCAGGACUGGGAGGCUCUCAGCUGAUUGAUACACACAUUCUGCAGGCCAGAGCUACACUCACUCAGGCUUCAAAUCUGUACUCUGGGCAAGUUCAGCAGCCUGGCCAGAGCAAUUUCUACAACACUGCACAGUCUCCCAGUGCUCUCCAGCAGGUGACAGUACCUUUGCCAGGGUCACAGAUUUCUUUGCCCAACUUCGGAUCCACAGCACAGCCACUGAUUGCCCUACCCCAAUCUUUACAACCACCACUACAGCACACACCACCACAAGCUCAGGCUCAGAAUCUGAGCAGACCUGCACAAGUGACUCAGCCUUUCAGAGGAUUGAUCCCAGCAGGAACUCAGCACAGCAUGAUUGCUGCAACUGGAAAGAUUUCAGAAAUGGACCUGAAGGCCUUUGGAGGUGGCAUUGAUGUUAAACCUGGAACACCACCAGUCACUGGUAGAAGUACUACUCCAACCUCCAGUCCCUUCCGGGCCAGUUCUACAAGUCCUAACAAUCAGUCCAAUAAAAUGAACAGCAUUGUCUACCAGAAGCAGUUCCAGUCAGCAGCUGCAGCUGUGAGAAUGACACAGCCAUUUCCUGCACAAUUUGCACCACAGGCAAAGCAGAGAGCAGAGGUACUUCAGUCUACCCAGAGAUUCUUUUCUGAGCAGCAGCAGCAGCAGAGCAAACCCAUAGGAGGCAAAGCCCAGAAGGUGGAGGAGAACGGGAGCAAACCCACCGAGGCGAUCGCUGACUCUUCAGGAGUCUGCCAGGACAAAGCCGAGGAGAAGCCAACCCCUGCGCCUGCUGCCGCCCCCAAACCUGUUAGAACUGGACCAAUCAAACCUCAGGCAAUCAAAACCGAGGAGACUAAAUCUUAG
This is a messenger RNA of Acanthisitta chloris (rifleman), 4521 nucleotides long. RefSeq names its product proline-rich coiled-coil 2C (gene PRRC2C). The annotation marks the transcript as partial. Gene Ontology annotation, biological process: cell differentiation. The record is from RefSeq and is a predicted model, not a curated record. The transcript has 19 exons. NCBI's taxonomy places the organism in Eukaryota, Metazoa, Chordata, Aves, Passeriformes, Acanthisittidae.